Molecule: messenger RNA, 7367 nt
Organism: Portunus trituberculatus (swimming crab)
Lineage: Eukaryota; Metazoa; Arthropoda; Malacostraca; Decapoda; Portunidae
Product: extracellular serine/threonine protein CG31145-like
Biological process (GO): protein phosphorylation
Cellular component (GO): Golgi apparatus
Molecular function (GO): protein serine/threonine kinase activity
Source: RefSeq, a predicted model, not a curated record
AGGAGGAGAAAAUGUUAAAGUCCAUUCAGUGUCGUGUAGCCAGUGAAGGUGGAUAGCUGCACGCUCCGCUCUGGACUUUAGUUUUCCGUCUUUCUCACUCCGAACUUUGACUUGGUGUCAAGACGAACAUUGCACAGUGUCGAGGGACGCAGCCAAGCCUCCGAGUGUGAGAAACAUCCAACCGGUACACACCUCGGAACACGCCUUGACCUGAAUUUUAGAGGUUGUGAGUGUGACUGCCGCGGAAAGUUAGUUGUCUUACUCCCUCAACCAAGGCGACAGCGAGAUUGCAAGUGUGCGAGGCAUCGGGAAGUCCCUGACAUGAGCGUGGGUAAGCGGAACAUUACAGUGAGGGCGCGUGACUGCCGCCUUGCUAACCUGUGACACGCCCAGGAGAAGCGGCCCCGCCCCGCCAUGACGUGAAGACCUUGAAAUUGCAAGCUUCAGUCAUGCGCCGCUGAGAUACCCGCUGCCGCGUCCUCAACCUCUCCUUAUACAUCCUCUUCAUCCUUCGUGAUACACCGUCCUCUCACGCCUCCCCCACCCCCACACCUUCACCAUGAAGCUCAAGGAACGGGUACUUAUCGCCGUCAACGGGCUCGUCCUGCUGACGGUGGUGCUCGUGUUGGAUGUGGAGAUGCACAUCACUAACCCAGGACACUCGCAGCCCCCGGCCCAUGCUAGAGUGCAGUAUGCCUUCCGACAACGGCACCUGCAGAAAACCAGCAACGGGUCACGUGAGGCCCUGCUUGCAGCUGCCGCGUCGGGCCAGCUCAACGCCAUUAACGAUGACCCAGCACAGCCUCCCCCCGCUGAGGGAGACGCCUUUCUAGGAGUGGGCGUCAGCGGUGGGAGGGAAGAAGCAAAGCCCACGCCCACCAGCCCCCCGGAUCCUUACACUGACCUCCAGAAGCUAGUGUUCAAAGUGGAGAACCUCAGCAAGAAGAAUAGGCGCCGUCGUAAACACUGGAACCCGACCCUCGGCGAGCUGCUCGGCCUCGACCUCAGGGAGAACGCGACACUGUGGGACAACUUCCACCUCAGCAUCUCCCGCGACGAGCUGUACCCUGCCGAGGACCCCACCGUGCCGCGCCUCCUGCAGCAUGUGGUGGGCAUGCCCAUCGCCCACAUCAGUCAAAAGGAAGGAGGGACACAGAUCAAGCUCAUCAUAGAGUUUGCUGACGGAGGACAUGCGCUCUUCAAACCUAUGAGAUUUCCACGUGAACAGGAGACUUUAAAGAACCACUUCUAUUUCACUGACUUCGAGAGACACAACGCAGAGAUCGCUGCGUACCACCUUGACAAACUCCUUGGGUUCCGCCGCGCCGUUCCCACUGUCGGUAGGAAUGUGAACAUCACGCGGGAGCUGUACGCACUGGCACAGGGCGACCUGCUCAAGACAUUCUUCAUCUCUCCUGACAACAAUCUCUGUUUCCACGGCAAGUGCAGCUACUACUGUGACACCGCCCACGCCAUCUGCGGCUCCCCCGAUAUGAUUGAGGGGUCCUUCGCCAUCUUUCUGCCAGGCAAAGAGGCGGCGCCGCGCAAGGUGUGGCGACACCCGUGGCGUCGCGGAUACCACAAGCGGCGCAAGGCCCAGUGGGAAGUUGAUGACGAGUACUGUGAGCUGGUGAAGGAGGUGCACCCAUACAAUGAAGGACGCCGCCUCCUUGACCUCAUGGACAUGGCUGUACUUGACUUCCUCAUGGGCAACAUGGAUCGCCACCACUACGAGACCUUCAAAAUGUUUGGAAACUACUCUGCACCACUGCAUUUGGAUCAUGGCAGAGGGUUUGGCAAGGCCUUCCAUGACGAGAUAUCCAUCUUGGCACCCAUUUACCAGUGUUGCCUCAUACGACACUCCACUCUUGCCACACUGCUCAGGUUCCAAAAUGGUCCACAACGCUUAAGUGAGGCCAUGCGAGUUUCUAUGAGUGCGGACCCUCUCAACCCUAUCCUCUGGGAGCCCCACAUGAGGGCACUGGAUCGCCGAGUCAACAUCAUCCUCCAGAUUGUGAGAGAGUGCAUCAACAAAUCAGUGGAUCCUGUCCAUGUUGUCAUCAAUGAUUUCCACUAAGGAGGAUAAGAAAUUAUUAUGAUCAUGUCUUCAUGGGAUGUCAUUAAAUGUACUUAUAAUGUACAUUUCCAUGUGGAGGAAAUGUGAACAUUGAAGAUAAAAAAUUAAGAAAUUUGUGGUCUGAUCAGUGCCGAAAGGGGACUUUAAACUCUUAGACUUUCCUCAGCAUUAGGUAGCCCCAAGAAGUGAUGUGUGGAGGUGGGAGACUAUCCAGAGUGUUUCAUUGGGGGAGACUGACUGUACCCCUUCCACCCCAGUAUUUGAGUAACUCCAGAGAGAGAGAGAGAGAGAGAGAAAUGGGAUCCUCUUAGAACACUACAUGAUAAGAGUGAGGGAGUGUGUCAGAAACUACUAAACCAUAAAGUGGUGUAUGGAGAAGACAGUGUAGUGAAUUGUUUGGUGCUACUUCAUGGUGGAAAAGGAAAGUUUGAAGGCAGAGCAAAUCCAUGAACAGUGGAGAGAGAGGGAAGGAAAGAAAGAGUUGAAUGUACAUUUCUCUAUAUUUAUUUUCUUUAUUUGAACAUUGCUUUUGUAAAAUUGUCUUAGGAUCAAUGAAUUUAUUUUUGUGCCUAUUUUAUAAAUUGUUGAGAGAAUACAGGGUUUUUAUAAACUGUACACUUCACAACACUGACCUUGGCAUCAGAAGUCAUAAACCCUGACUGCUGAAUUGUAAAGAGGAUGUCUACACUUGUAUAUUGCUGUAUUGUAUCCAUCCAGACACAUUCAUGCAGACACAUUGCCACUUCAUUAGGGAGAAGUGGCUCGCCAUUGCUUGUAUUGCACAGUCAGCUGCUGAAUAGUAUUACUUGAUGAUUCAAAACUCAACCCCAAUUAGAUUUCUUGAAAAAACUGUUUAGAUAUUACAUACAAAUCAGCCACUUACAGUAUGCUAAUUCAGGAUCAGUCAGGGAAUUUUUUCUUCUAAUUUUCUUCUUGUAGAAUAUACUUGCAAUUGUGGUGUUUUCAUCCACUUGAAAAAUGCCAGGGAGGUGGAUGUGGUUGAGUGUUAAUGUUCUGGGUGGCAAGGUGGCGGGUACCUAGCUUAAUGGUUAUUUUCUGUGAUGUGUUUGUGAGAGGUCAUACUAUGGAAUAUGUUUUAAUUCUUUUUGUAUGAUAUUUAAAGGUUAGGAUCUGUUUAAAUUGGGAGGUUUUGUUUUGAAAGUGUUCUCUUUGUUUUAUUUAAUUGGUUGUUUUUAAUUGAUUGGUUGAUAACUGUUUGUUGUUGGUUUGAUAAUCCCACUUGCUAUAAAUUUACAUAUUAUCUGAUGGCUUCACUAGGGAGAUGUGUGUGACAUUUUAGAGUGUGUCAUCUGUCACUGCAAUAUUAUUUUCUCAUAUAGAAAAUAUUUUAAUGUUGACACUAACCCUUUAUUACACAUAUGAAACUUAAAUCUAUUUUAUUUUUCAGUUGUUUUAACAAAAAAGCAAAUGCAUACUGUUUUCAUGGCAUGUCUUUUUAAUGACUGGUGUGGUGCAUGUGUGAACCUCACUGCUCAUGUACAAUACUGUGAUGCUUAUGUUAGUGAGGUGGGGUUUUUUCCAUCUUUAAGGGAAUUUUAUUGAUAUCAUGCUAAUGAGGAAAAAAAAAAUCAUAUAUCUGGACACACACACACACACACACACACACACACACACACACACACACACACACACACACACACACACACACACACACACACACACACACACACACACACACACACACACACACACACACACACACACACACACAAGAAAGGCUCAUCUGCAUCUGCACAUCCACCAGUUUUGUUUGUAUGCACUUGUUUUCUAUCUCAUUUUGACAUUACUUACAUUCUUGCACAGAAAUGCUGAUUGAUAAAGAUUUGUUAUAAGCAGAAGCAUGUGGAAAUCCAUAAAUUAUAGUGUGGACUCUCUCAAUCUGUAAUGGCAGGAAGGAAGAAAGCACCACAAUCUCUAUUACCUCCACUAUGUUUUCACGUUUUGUGCUCAUGAUCAUGGAUGUAUAAUUUUGUACUCUUUCUUAAUAUUGUUUUUAUUAUUUAGUGAACACUUCAUGUACUAAACGUAAGGCCUAAGGAACCUUGGAGUCAGGGAUAGGUCUCUCUUCAAUGUUCUUUCCCAGUGAGUGAUAUUUUAUGAAUAAUUUUGUUAUUAUAUUUAGAAAUUCAAUGAACAUUCCAACUGCAUUCCUAGAUUUCAAAAGAGUAAUUGUUGGUGUAUGCAAAUGUUUAUUUUUGUUAUAUGAAGCUAUAAUAGUAUUUUAUUUCCAGAAUUCACAAGAAUUAUUGUGUAAUGUCAUCAGAACAUCAUUCAUAGUAUCAUAUUUAAGAUCAGACAUACAAUAAGGUCCUUUCUAGUGAUAAAUCCUGGAAAUUUUAAUCUUAGAAUUAAAAGUUUGGCUGGGUACUAUAGGAAAUACAAUGAAAGAAAAGACAGCAAACAAGAAAGUAGAAGAAAAGCACUUUAACAUAAAAUACUAUUACCAAGACUAACAUGUGCAGAUGAAACAGUUACCAAAAGCAAGCUGUUGUCUUGAAUACUGGCAGUUGAAAUCAAUAACCUGAGAGAUGCUUGUGGUGGUGAUUGAAAUCAGUGAUGAGAAUCAGUGAAAUGAAAUGAUUUUUUAGAAAUUUGGAAUACCUAACAAAGAAAAUAUGAGUGAGAGAGGCAUGAAAAUUCUUACAGUGGUCUAGUGCAGCACCUUUGAUCAGUAAGACAGAACAGAAGAUGAGGAAAUGAGGAGUAGGAUUAUAUGAGUGAGUUAGAUACAAGGAAAGCAAAACAAUCAUCCUUUUAUCAUAGAAAUUUUGUAUUACAAUGCAUAUGUGAGAGAGUGGGAGGUGAUAAUGAUUAGACAAAUGUAUGUACUGGGAUGAACUGUAAGAACAGAGAGUUGUGGAAACAUCUGCCAUGUCACCUCUGCAAAAAUAUCAAGAAAUGUUUAUGAUGCUGGACAGAUUCAGAUAACCUCAUACUUAGGACCUUAUAGUAUUCAUGAUCACUAAUGCCUUGUUCUCGAAUUCUAUAAUUAGGUUUAAUGAGAGGUAGAUCUUCCAUUGUAUAUGGUGGUCCCUCAGCAGGCAUGCUUCGUCUCUGAGGUCAUGCAAAGAUCUGCAUUCAUUCAGUGCAAAGCCCCAGGCUGGGUUCUCAUUAGAACUGCAUCAAAAUUAGCAGUCCUAACAUUGCUCAGGAAUGAGAGUCGCUCCCAUUCAACUCGGCGGUAACUGAAUUAGCUGUAACUGAAUUGAUUGAUACUGUAAACUUCUAAGUCAGUAGUGUGUUUGGCUGUAUAUGAUAAAACAUUCAUCAAAUAAACAAAAGUAUAAAAGCUGCUGAAAAACUAGGGUAUGCAUAAAGCUGCAUGAGAAAUGCCACUUACUGAAUGUGUGUUAUUUAAUGUAAACUCUUUGGAUGUUCUUUUUCCUUUAUUUUCAUAUUAGCAAAGUUUCUGCAGAUCAGCAAAUUGUGAGAAGACUCCUAAUGUGUGGAUGGUGUAGAGCUUGUGCCACAGUGUGAGGAAGCCCAGAGCUGUAUGAAGCAGCAGCAGCAGUGGCUGGGCCACCUUCCAGCACCUCCAGGACUAGAUAGCUGUAUUGCAUAUAGUAUAUUUUGUGAUAUGGCAAUAUUGAAGUAGGGUUAAGGAUAAUAUUUUCGUAGUCAAUUACUAUAUUUCUUGUAUUUUUAUUGAAGAAAAUAACAUAGUACAUCGGAAGUGCUGUCGACUAGAGCAAUUAUUUUUCUGUUGAAAUCACCCGUUUUGCCUGAUGCUUAGCAUUGUGGCAGAAAUAUUUCUUGUAUACUCCGCACUUUUUCCUCAACAAUGGCUGUGAUUCAACUUGCUUACUUUUAUGCUGGAAAAUACUAGAUAAUUAUUCUUGCGAAUGUGUCCGGCUACUGACUCAUUCCUGACAGGACUCUCUUAUAAAGUCUCCCAACAUACUAGCUUUCAAUGUAAGCCAUUGUAUGGUAUAAUUUCUGUCAAGUGAUCUCAGACCAGACUCAAGUUUCAAAUUUGGGGCCAUCAUGAAUUUAGAGAACAUCCAAGAUGUUGAUAGUAACUUCAAGACAUUUUGACAGUCCUCUUUCCUCUGUGCAUCAACCUAAAUCAGUCUUCCAUUAUUACCCUAUGUAAUGAAGCUGUACAUUGAUGAAAGGCAUUGUGCAGUGUGUUUGUCAUCACUUUCAUCCUAAAUUGUUGAGAUGAAGAACACAAAUUAAAAACUUAUGGCCCAAAAACACCAGUGGACAAAAAUGUGAUGCCUAAAUAUUUACAAGAUACAUAUUUUGAUAUUUAAAAAAUCCCAUAUGUUAGAAAGCGUGACAAGUGACAAUGAAAUAUGUUGUAUCACAGAAGUUGAAGGAGAGUGUCGUGUAAAACAAAAUAUGUAGACAUGCUUCUGUAAACAACUCCAUAUGAAUACUGUACUUGUCAUAAAUUAUUCAGUGAUUGUCUUAUGUUCUGGUAAAAAAAGAAAUGAAAGUUCCUGCCCACCUUUAUACUAUGGUGUAUAUAGCUUUUAUGAAUGGUACAGUAUUAACUCUGUAUUUUGUAUUGAUGCAGAUGUGAUAGUGUGCAGUGUUGCAAGUAUCAUGUGAGUGACCUCCUGCCUUGAAUGAAAUUUUGUUAGUAUUUGGUUACAAGAUUCUGAUAAUACUAAGUUGGUGAAUUAAUAUAUUAUAAAAAGAAAAGGUUGAUUUAUGACAGCAACUUACCAGCACUCUUGAAAAGAAACAAACAAACCAAUGCAGGUUGAGAGGAAAAAUCUUGCCUGCAUAUUGUCAUUAACUGCACAACUCUAGAGAAUAUUUUAUGACAUGAAAGAUAAAUUACUAGAGUACUAAUAACCACCUGUCUUUUAUUAAGAAGGCAUUUAAUAGUGUUGCCAACAAUCCCUUUAAAAGAAAAUGCAUUAACCAUAGAAGAAUAACUUACUUUAUACAGACAAAUCUCUGUGUCAUCUAUCAUCAGUUAGGAAAGCUAAAUAUUUACAGCUUAAGGCCAUGCCUAAAUGAUUCUCCUCUAUAUAAAGUAUGUGUAUGGCACAGUCAAAAGAUGCCGUGUUUUAUAUAUGUAAUUUGGAGUGUGUGCUUGCUGCCAUCAGGACAAUACUGCCACAGUGAAUGCUUUUUAUGUAUACUGUUUCUUCCCCAGCCAGAACUCUCUAAAACUUUUGUAAGAAGUGAAUACUAAUGCCCCAGAAAAUAUUGAGGGAGGGGCUGUGUGCUGUUGCUUGUGGUUGCUCUAGUCUCAUGUGUGGUUGUGAAGUGAACAUGAUGUACCAGAGGCAAAUAUAUUGGUUUAAACAGU